This is a messenger RNA of Aspergillus clavatus NRRL 1, 648 nucleotides long. RefSeq names its product 40S ribosomal protein uS7. The coding region runs from base 1 to 648 and encodes 215 amino acids. Gene Ontology annotation, biological process: ribosomal small subunit assembly; translation. The transcript has 3 exons. The record is from RefSeq and is a predicted model, not a curated record. Gene Ontology annotation, molecular function: structural constituent of ribosome; mRNA binding; rRNA binding. NCBI's taxonomy places the organism in Eukaryota, Fungi, Ascomycota, Eurotiomycetes, Eurotiales, Aspergillaceae. Gene Ontology annotation, cellular component: cytosolic small ribosomal subunit; ribosome.
AUGUCUGAUCACGGGGAAGUCGAGGUCGAAAACCCCUCUGGGGCUUUCCAGGCCCUGCCCAAGGACGCUCUUGCGGAGAUGGGAUCCGUCAAGCUGUUCAACAAGUGGAGCUACGAGGAUGUUGAGAUCCGGGAUAUCUCUUUGACCGAUUAUAUCCAGAUCCGCAACCCCGUCUACAUCCCUCACACUGCUGGUCGUUAUGCCGCCAAGCGUUUCCGCAAGGCUCAGUGCCCCAUCAUCGAGCGCCUGACCAACUCCAUCAUGAUGAACGGCCGCAACAACGGCAAGAAGCUCAUGGCUGUCCGCAUCGUUGCCCACGCCUUCGAGAUCAUCCACAUCAUGACCGACCAGAACCCCCUCCAGGUCGCCGUUGAUGCCAUCGUCAACUGCGGUCCUCGUGAAGACAGCACCCGUAUUGGUUCCGCCGGUACCGUCCGUCGCCAGGCCGUCGAUGUCUCUCCCCUCCGCCGUGUCAACCAGGCUAUUGCCCUCCUAACCAUCGGUGCCCGUGAGGCUUCUUUCCGCAACAUCAAGAGCAUUGCUGAGUGCCUUGCUGAGGAGCUGAUCAACGCUGCCAAGGGAAGCUCGAACUCCUAUGCCAUCAAGAAGAAGGACGAGCUCGAGCGUGUUGCCAAGAGCAACCGGUAA